This is a messenger RNA of Hipposideros armiger (great roundleaf bat), 9664 nucleotides long. RefSeq names its product ATP binding cassette subfamily G member 1 (gene ABCG1). Gene Ontology annotation, molecular function: ABC-type sterol transporter activity; ATP hydrolysis activity; ATP binding. The coding region runs from base 109 to 2145 and encodes 678 amino acids. Gene Ontology annotation, biological process: cholesterol homeostasis; transmembrane transport; cholesterol efflux. Lineage: Eukaryota; Metazoa; Chordata; Mammalia; Chiroptera; Hipposideridae. The record is from RefSeq and is a predicted model, not a curated record. Gene Ontology annotation, cellular component: plasma membrane. The transcript is spliced from 15 exons.
CCGAGCCCGCGCAGGGCGCAGCGGCCGAGCCAGGAGCGAGCGCAGCCUCGUGCCCGUCGCCCGUCCCCGUCGCCGCCUCGUCCCCGCCGCCGCCGCCGCCCCCGGGGCAUGGCCUGUCUGAUGGCCGCUUUCUCGGUCGGCACCGCCAUGAAUGCCAGCAGUUACUCUGCAUCAAUGACGGAGCCCAAGUCCGUGUGUGUCUCGGUGGAUGAGGUGGUCUCCAGCAACAUGGAGACCACCGAGAAGGACCUGCUCAACGGGCACCUGAAAAAAGUGGACAACCAUCUCACCGAGGCCCAGCGCCUGUCCUCCUUGCCUCGGAGGGCGGCUGUCAACAUUGAAUUCAAGGACCUUUCCUACUCGGUCCCAGAAGGACCCUGGUGGAGGAAGAAAGGGUACAAGACCCUUCUGAAAGGGAUUUCUGGGAAAUUCAACAGUGGGGAGCUGGUGGCCAUCAUGGGCCCUUCCGGGGCCGGAAAGUCCACGCUCAUGAACAUUCUGGCUGGAUACAGGGAGACGGGCAUGAAGGGCUCCGUCCUCAUCAACGGCGUGCCCCGCGACCUGCGCUGCUUCCGGAAGGUGUCCUGUUACAUCAUGCAGGACGACAUGCUGCUGCCCCACCUCACCGUGCAGGAGGCCAUGAUGGUAUCCGCACACCUAAAGCUCCAGGAGAAGGAUGAAGGCAGAAGGGAGAUGGUCAAGGAGAUCCUGACGGCUCUGGGCUUGCUGGCUUGCGCCAACACACGGACCGGAAGCCUCUCGGGCGGCCAGCGCAAGCGCCUGGCCAUCGCGCUGGAGCUGGUGAACAACCCUCCGGUCAUGUUCUUUGACGAGCCCACCAGCGGCCUGGACAGCGCCUCCUGCUUCCAGGUGGUCUCCCUGAUGAAAGGCCUGGCCCAAGGCGGACGGUCCAUCAUCUGCACCAUCCACCAGCCCAGCGCCAAGCUCUUCGAGCUGUUCGACCAGCUUUAUGUCCUUAGCCAAGGACAAUGUGUGUACCGGGGAAAAGUCUCCAAUCUUGUACCAUAUUUGAGGGAUUUAGGUCUGAACUGCCCAACCUACCACAACCCAGCCGAUUUUGUCAUGGAGGUGGCAUCCGGCGAGUACGGCGAUCAGAGCGGCCGCCUGGUGAGAGCCGUCCGGGAGGGCAUGUGUGACUCCGACUACAGGAGAGAGCCAGGGGCGGAUGCUGAGGUGAACCCCUUCCUUUGGCACCGGCCCUCUGAAGAGGUAAAGCAGACAAAACGAUUAAAGGGGCUCAGAAAGGACUCCACGUCCAUGGAAGGCUGUCACAGCUUCUCGGCCAGCUGCCUCACCCAGUUCUGCAUCCUCUUCAAAAGGACUUUCCUCACUAUCAUGAGGGAUUCGGUCCUGACGCACCUGCGGGUCACAUCUCACAUCGGCAUUGGCCUGCUCAUCGGCCUGCUCUACCUGGGGAUCGGGAACGAAGCCAAGAAGGUCCUGAGUAACUCCGGCUUCCUCUUCUUCUCCAUGCUGUUCCUCAUGUUCGCAGCUCUCAUGCCCACCGUGCUCACAUUUCCCCUGGAGAUGGGCGUGUUUCUUCGGGAACACCUGAAUUACUGGUACAGCCUGAAGGCGUACUACCUGGCCAAGACCAUGGCCGACGUCCCCUUCCAGAUCAUGUUCCCAGUGGCCUACUGCAGCAUCGUGUACUGGAUGACGUCACAGCCGUCCGACGCCGUGCGGUUCGUCCUGUUUGCUGCGCUGGGCACCAUGACAUCGCUGGUGGCACAGUCCCUGGGCCUGCUGAUCGGCGCUGCCUCCACAUCCCUGCAGGUGGCAACCUUCGUGGGUCCUGUGACGGCCAUCCCCGUCCUCCUCUUCUCAGGAUUUUUCGUCAGCUUUGACACCAUCCCAACCUACCUGCAGUGGAUCUCAUACAUCUCCUAUGUCAGGUACGGGUUCGAAGGGGUCAUCCUCUCCAUCUACGGCCUCGACCGAGAGGACCUGCACUGUGACAUCGACGAGACCUGCCACUUCCAGAAGUCAGAGGCCAUUCUGAGAGAGCUGGACGUGGAGAACGCCAAACUCUACCUGGACUUCAUUGUCCUGGGCAUUUUCUUCAUCUCCCUGCGCCUCAUCGCCUAUUUUGUCCUGAGGUACAAAAUCCGGGCAGAGAGGUAAAGCACCUGCAUGCCAGAAAAGAAGAGAAUUAGACAUUGUUGCCAAGAGCAACUUGUAGAAUCGUGGCAGCAAGCCUGUGCCCGCAGACAAAGGGACAACUGUGACCCAACCCUGCGCCACCACACCUGGUUUGCGGGUGCCAAGUGUUCGACUGCCCUGCCCACCUGGGUGGGGUCUUCUCUCCAUUACCUUUCUAGCUUUAACUAGGAAGAAGAUGUAGAAAGGAUUUUUUUUACAUGCAGAAUUUAAAAAUACCACAACUGGGGCAGAAUUUAAAACUGCAACAAAGCUGGUGACAAGAGGCCUCCUCGGUGAAAUUCUUCCUUAUGACCAGGUGACGCCGGUCCCAGAUGGGGACGCGAGCAGCCCCUCCCCUGGUCGCUGUGCAGGGAGACGUCCUAGGGGAGAAAGGCGAAGCGUGGAGUGGUUCCAUCUGAGGACUGUUGUUUUUCAUAGUUUUCGUCUUUCUACGGUUUGUCUCUUUUUCCAAGGAGAAAUCAUUUUCCAAACCAAAAGUUGAUGAAUUUCAUUCAUUUUAAGAAGCUGUAUCUUUUUAGUACUUGUUAAAGAGAAUUAUUCAGGGUAAAUAACAUGCUUUGUUUAGAGUUAUAAGGGAUUUCGCUGAGUCACUGAGCUGGCCUCACGUAUAGUCAGAACCAGGGCAGGUUCCAAGCUGAGAAGAGCCUCUGGAACUGUAUGUGUUAAUCUGUGUAGAAAUUUCAAAAAGUUGUACAAAAAGUUGUAAGGUGAAAUUGGCCGACUCUGUCAAAGUCUUUUAUUUUCCCCAUGCUUUUUAUUUUAAGCCAAAUACAUUGCUUCUUUCUUCCUAACUCUCUGAGCACCUUAAUUUUGCCUCAGAAAAAUCCAGAAGAUCAACCCUGUUGAGUUUUUAUGAAUGUUUUCCCUUUCCUCAUAUCUCACAUCAGCUACCUCCACUGAACCUGAGAAAGCCGGGCUUAGGGACACUCCCGGUGUGAACACUGAGAGGUCUACAGGUGUGGCCGGUGGAAGGCUACCUGCACGACAGGGGAAGAAGCUGAGGCCUCAUUAGACUCCAAGGCCUUUGCAAGAAGCCAGCAGACACUCAGUGCAGCCGAGGCAUCUGCAGCUCGAUCAAACACUGAAUGCCCUUGGAGCCGUGUGCGACUCCGUCUCCCCAGCCCAGCUCUUGCAGCCCUCAGCUGCACCACUGUCUCAAUGUUGGGUUGGUGUAGGCUCCGCAGACUGGACAUCCCUUCUUGCCUGUGACGUAAUCACAUAAGUGAAUCUCUCUCGGGCAGGAACAGUGGGCGUAUCUGCAGGGUAAACGGCCUUGAGUUCCCAAUAGAGCACCUGUGUGCUUGUCAGCUGUCAGAGACAGUGUGACUACAGGGUGGGAGGUGAUUCUGGCCAAAGAAGGUCAGCUGAGAGCAUCGCUGUCCUGGAAUCAGGGUCUCCUAAUGAAAGGUGGUGUUUUUGUAGGCAAAUUCAUGGGCCUCUCUGACCCUCGGUUUCUUCUUCUGUAAGUGGUAGCACUAGUUAGUCUUCAAGGCCGUUUUCAGCUCUAAGAUUCUGCGGUCCUGCUCCCAAACCUCUCAUUUCCUACUCCAGAGAGCAAAAGGAGUUAAACUUUUACUUACACACGGAUUUGAUGUGCAGAUGCUUAGAUAUCCCCCUUUCACCCUUAGAUCCUUUUUAGGAAGCAUAGUCAAGAUAUAUUAAAACGUAAUUUUCAGUUUGCUUGUCCUACACAAAUAUAGCUUUGCCUUCCAGACUCAGUUAUUUAACCAGGGUCAAACGUAGCCCUUAUAAAAAGUCUUCAUUUAAUUUCCAGACACAUUUGCCUGUAAGACAUCACGCAUGGGCACAGCCCCAGGAAUACAGAGUUGGGGAAAUGAGAAAGCCUUGAUCAUGCUCAGUUACAUCAGGCGAGGCCAGUAUUUAAAGACCUCUGUCCCUCCCAGUAAGCCCUUCCUGUCAGCUGUGGCUCUGUGACCCUACUAAGGACAAGCAUGCCAAGCACUGCACUGAGUAGGGCCGACCCCUCCACUCCACAGGCAGCUUCAUCUCAUUCGAUGAGCCCACAGUGUUGGGUCUCAGAAAUUUCAGAAGGAAACGGUGAGAUUCCUCUAGAUUGAAAAUCUGGUUCCCAAGCCCUCAGAAGGAAUCAUUUCUGUAGGAGUUCAUGUUCCCUGCAUUUCAAUUUUCCACUGUUAACAGAUUGUAUUCAUCCCUUAAUAGAUGAGGAACUGAUUGAGGGUCCCCCAAAGGGCAGAUCUUCGGGGACGUGAGGGCUGCCAGGCUGCUAGAAGGGAAACCCACAUGCAGCGUAACACAGGGUUGUUUUCUAAGGCUGCUACCUGGAGUGGAGUGCGUAUACUGUCCGCACCCAGGGCGAUUCCCCUACGAAGACCUAAAGCCAUGCUGAGUGAGGGUGUGUCUGUCAUCUGUAGGGUGCUAGCCCUCUUCAGCCAUCAGCUAGUGCCCCCGGCUUGUGUUUUUCAUUAGCGACCCUUACUAGCAUUUACUCAGAUGCGGCUGCUCUGUUUAGAUCUGCAGAUGUUUGCCCUCCGUCUUUUGUUUUAGGGUAAGUUGAUAAAACGCCUUAUUCCAAGGGCCUAAGAUCGCCUCCAAACAACUGGUUGACUUAUUUUUCCAAACAGUUGUGGCUGAGAGGUAGGUGGCUUUCAUACAUUCGCAUUUCAGCAGGCCAGCUCCCCAAAUCUGAUUCUUUUAAGUGAUUUCUGAAUGUAAUGCCUUCUUCUCUGUUGGAGCAUCUGGAUUUAGAAGGAAGGAUGAAGGCUUGGAUCAAGAGAUGCCUGGUCUGUCCGGCUGUUGGCAGAGGGGAAAGCGGCUGAGAAGUCCACUUUUGUCAGGAGAGAAGGGGGCAUCGUGGGAUUCAAACCUCCGCCCCUGUCCUGUGACAGUGUCAGCCCCAUGUUGGGAACCUGUCACCUCUGUCCCCACUCAGAGUACUUCGUGCCCCCCUUUCUCUUAGGCUUCCUGAAUAUCAGCUGGAGAAUUCAAUUCUCCCAAAGUUCCUUUGUGGGUGAAGGGACACUCUCCCCAGGAAGGGAAGGAAACCAGUGUAAUCAUUUACACGGAAGCCGCUGAAUCUGAUUAAGUCACCUUAGGGAAGGGACCUUCAGGCCUGGAAAGGGCACAUAAGCUUCUAGGUGAAAACUCAUCCUAGAGACAGACUCGUGGCGAGGUUAUUCCCCGCCCUGAGAAAGGCAUCACCAGGCGGCCAGGGGCAGGCCCUGCCACGAGGGAGGAAUCACCUUUGGUUUGUUUGGCUGAGAAGAGAAAUAAGUCAAGUUCCAGUGUAUUAAGCACCAUUCCUUCUGAGAGUUCUGGGCACCACGCUGGGUGUCUCACGAAUUCCCCUGUUUGUUUACUCAGUAAGCAUGGAUUGACCAUCCCCACGUGCUUGGUGCUGUCCUAGGCACUGGGGACUCGGAGGAGGGGACUCAGCCGUGGGCCUGCCCUCCGGUGCGGCAGGCAGGCGGGGACGCAGGACCCUAUCGCUCUGUUCACUCUGGAGACGCAGGUCGCAGAGGCCGGGAGAGGGUCAGGAAGGUCCCCCGUCCCAGGGCCAGAAAAGAGCGGAGCUAGAACUCGAGCCCCAGGCUGACCCCCAAGCCUCCACUUUUUUGCUUUGCCACAUUGCCUCUGUUCAUACUGUACAAAUGUACAUGAAAAUACUUUUUAGAUAUAAAAUGCAAUACUAGCUUAAUGGCUGCUAUUCAUUCUGGACUUGCUGUCACCAAACAGAUCGCUGAGAUGGGAGGAUGGCCCGUGCCUCUUCCCCUCAACUGCCUGGCACAGGGCACUGAGCUGGCCUGAGGGCUGCUGGCCUGGGGGCUGAGCUGACCCCUGUCUCGGUGGAGUGGUGCCUUUUUCUUGCUUUACUCCGAGAAGGAAAUGAAAAACGCCCUGACUUCAGGCCUGCCAUGCAGAUGGCAAAAGCAUAGUCAAACCCCGCUAAGGCUUCCAUCCAACGCCAGCUAAAUUAGAAUGAGACAAAAAGUAAAAAAAACCCAAACAAACAAACAAAACAAACCAAACAGCCCAGUGGGGUGGGGGGAGGUGCAGAGAGUAUGAAUAUAAAGUUACUUUUAAGGAAUGAAGACUGCUAAUAAAAUAUUUCAUAUAAAGCUUUUUCUUGAGUUCACUGUUAAAUCCUUCAAACUCCAAAUGAUUGGCUUGACUUUUGCUGAGUGAAAUGGAUUUUGAGGUUGUGUUUUGACUACAUUUGCUGCGCAUGUAGGAAGAGUUCAGGUUUAUUACUUAGUGUUCCGGUCUAACACCGAUUGUAAAUAAUCACCUUUCUCUCUCGGUAAUGUUCAUGUUUUAUGUUAAACUGUCUUAAAAGUUUUGUGGGUUUCCUCCAUUCUCCCAGACGCCUCACCCACUUCCUCCUGCCUUGUUAAUAAUGGUGGCCAUGACCUUAAAAAAUGCUGAGGCCCUGAAUGCAUGCGGCCCGCGGAGCCCUCCCUCCUAGUCCCCUCGCCCUGCAGUGGUCUCUGUGACAUGGGCGCAGAGGGACACCCCUCAUUCAUUGCUUAGGGUUCCGGGAAACCCCUUUUUCAGCCAAGGCCUCUGCAGCUGCUAUAGGGAGAGCAUCACCUCUGGGAGGUUUGGCUCCCAGUCAACGUGAACAGGACCCAGAAGGGGUCUGGAGUGACGAGUUGCAUCAGCUCCGGGGUCCCUGAGCUUUGAGUCCAGUCCGGGCAAUGGUGCCUAGAGCUGGGCUAUCACACUGGGAUUCUCUCCCACCUGGGACACAGCAGCGAGGACAGCUAUGCAAAGUCACAACACCGAUGGCCCCUGCAGUUCUAAGUGACAGGGAGAGAGGGGUGGCAUGCACCCCAGAUGUGAGACAAGCCUGCCCCCACAACCAUACCUCCCUACCUCUGCCGACCGCUGGCCCUCCCUCCAUCAGGGUCCUUCCGGCCACUGCACUUGGCUUCUCACAUCAGGGAGACUCCUGAGACAGUAGUCGUGGUCUCCCUGGGACCAGAAACUGGGAAGAAGUGGGGGCACCCCUGCCCCCAUCGCUGACUCUUUCUCACGCUUGCAAGCUCGUUUCAGCCUAUACUUAAACCCGUGCCUCCUGGGCGGGAAGACAGCGUGAAGAGGGUAUGCUUGCCCCACCCUCCUGCUGGGUGUAGCUAGAUUUUCUGAGAAUUACUGCAUACCCUUCCCUGUUUCUUUCUCCCAUCUUUGAGGAAACAGAAGGGUUUAGCCUUUGCUGUUUUUAAUGUUCUCUCUGAACCUGCCAACGUGGCAUCUUCCUCCGACAGACAUUCUGUGGCCUCCUCGAGUGUGCCCGAGGCCCGCCGGGAAACCCCCAUACACACCUGCGUCAUACAGGUGGCUCCUCUGGGCUUAUAGACCCGGUGCUUCCUGUUCUCAAUAGUCCCCUGGGCUCGACAGGAGAGAACAAUCCACAUACCCCAGUUCCAGCAGGGUGAGGGGUUGUCACAGGCAGGACACAGCUUCAGGGUGUAGUGAGGAUUGUGAAGCUGAAGAGAAAGGAACAGAAGCACAAAAGUGCCCUUGUUGUGUCACGGGAGGGGCCUGCGGCUGGGUUUGGGCUCUGCCUUUGGAGGGCAUUUGGGACCACAGCCAGCUCUGUGCGUUCUACUACAGUGGGGGGCUGAGCUGGCUCUCCAGUCCCAGGGAGACGCCCCACGGCCACCGCCUCGCAGUCCAAGUCAAGGACUCGGCCACAGGCACGUGUGAGUUUCUCACUGGGCUUCAUGGUUUUAACCAGAUUUUGGGAACCACGUGAGCCCAAGCCACACAGAUAAAAAACAGCAACACUCAAAAUGAUUCCAUUCAGUGGGAGGCUUCUCCUGGCAGAUGACACCGUCCUGCUUGCUGUGUCGGCACCGAGUGAACAUGAGGGGCUCGGGCUGAUCCCCUGUGGGUGCCUUUCGCCUGUUACUUUGCGCCUGAGUUGAAGCGUGGCCCCGAUGUUGUGCAGUUAAAUGGUGUCACCUGUGUGUUCACUGAUGUUAACAGAUCUGAUUUGGGGGACCCUGUAAGCCACCCGCUGUUACCUACCGCUCAUGAUGAGUGUCACUUCUUACCGUGUGCAGCAGGGUCCACGGUGAGCUGGGGCGUGAUGCUGAGGCCUGUCGGGCAAGCGUUGAAGUGACGAGGGCCCUCCCUGCUGGCCUGCUUGGCAGCCAUUCUCAAGUCCCCCAGAUGAGUGUCUCUUGAAGGAGACCUCGCGGAGCCCUUGCUGCCAGCACCUGAAGUGGGCUGCUCCUUGACCUCCCCUGCCCUGGGGCCUGUCCACCCCAGCCCUUCCUUCCAGUACAGCCUGCGGGCAGCACAAGGACCUUUCAAGAAAACGGCGUUUGCCAGCUGGGGCUUCACUGGAGCACCAGGCACAUCCACUUCCGGGGGGAGCUACCAAAACUACCCCCCUUGGGGGCCCUGAUGUGCCCUCUCCUGCUGGGUAAAAUGGAUCAGGCCUCAAGGGAAGCAGGAAGACGGGGCUUCACGGGUUUCAGUCUGAGCGCCCCACCUCCCCGGGUUCCUGGAGGUCCCAGUGCCACCCCGUCUGAACGGUACCACGGGGACGUGGUUCUUCUGAGGGCAUUUCAGUGGCCAUGGUAGCGAUUUUGUUUUUGUACCUUUCCAUUUUUUUUUACAAUUCUUCCAUUAUGUCCCUCGGGGGGGGGGGUCUCUUUCCCAUGACCUUUGGCACACAGGCCACCCGCGCUGAAUCAUAAGCAUCUCAUUUUUAAGUCCUCGGCCAAUUAAAAAUGGUAGCAAAUGUCCUGUCAUCCAAAUUGCUACUAAAAUUCACCACCAACCCCACACAAGGGGUUUUCAUUUUCAUAGUCAUGAUCCCUGGGGUAGGGAGGGGACAGACAUGACUUUCUCCAUAGAACACCUAUGUUUAAGUCAGUCUGUGUCACUGGCCCUCCCCGUUGUCGGCUCUUCCCUUGCAGCCAUAUCGGUGCAAUGCCCGAUCCUCGCCGAAUCCAGUGUGAAUCGUUGCCUCUUAUUUGAUGAGCGUUAUUUUAAUGUUUUUCUCUGUAUUCCUUCCAAAGCACGAGUCAAUGCAAGUAACAUUUUUUAACCAGAGUGCAAACAUGUGCGUAUGUCUGUAUAUCUAAUAUGUAAUUAUGUAAGCCCUGUUUUUAUGAUGCUGGGUGGAUAACUUAACCUUGAUUUAGCCAUGUUACCUAGGAAAUGCAGUCGCUUGCACGCUGUCAGAGGUUUGCACUGUUGUAGAUACACGUGGCCUAUAUACAUAUGCACAUAUAUACAUAUUUAAAAAUAACAUGGGCUCUCCUGGGCACUUGCUCCCUCUGUUUCACUCCAUGGGAACACAGAUCAGUGCAGACCCUGGGGUGCCAGCCCACCUUACAGACCACGAUCCUGCUUUGUAUAUCUCUGUACAGUUAUGGCCUUAGAUUUGUACGUGCAUUUUUUUGCAGACUUGAACUUUGUUUUCUGAAAUUAGAUGCCAUUUAUGAAAAUGUGACACAAAUCAAAUAAAGCACCGUUAUUUUCA